AGGUUAUCACUUUUUUAUCACAAUACCUCUCUUCUUCCAUCUCCAAUUUCAUCUAGAAUCAGUCCAUCAUUCAUCACACACUUCACUUCUUGAUGUCUCUUCAACAAACCAAACAAGUCCUUACUUUAAACCCUAAAAACAACACUCUUCUAGAAUCUUGUAUUCAAGAAAAACCCAUUUCAAAUUUCAAAUUCUUCAACUUGAUUCUCAAUUCUCUCAAUCACGGUUUUUGUUAACUACUUUGUGCUUUCUCACACUAUGGUAUUGUACUUUCAAUAUCAAUAAGGAGUAGGAAUUAUGUGUAUAUAUAUUAUUAUGGCAAUUGGUUUACAUGGUUCGAUUGUGACAUAAACAGGAAGUGAUGCAAAUCCUGCUCCGAUUGUUAACAACAAUCCGACCCGACCCGAUUUAUGUCCCGCUUUCACGCGCAUCACAGACAGCUGUUUAAAUUCGCAUCACAGCUGUCUGUUACCAUUCAUCAUUUUCUGACCGUUGGGGAGAAUGAAACCCUAAUUCUUCUUAUAAAUACAUACAAAGGCUUUUGCGCCGUUUUAAUUUCAUUCCUUAACUCUCACAAUACUCACUUUCACAAAAAUCGCUGUUCAUCGCUGUUCAUCUGCUUCGUUAGUUUCACUGAAGUUCAUCGCUGUGUUCAUCGCUCUCACCGAAGUUCCUUCCUUGGUUCAUCGCUCUCUGACCCAUUGCUUUCAUUUCAUUCAAGACUCAAUCAAUUUGGUAAAGUUUUCAUCUUUCUUUAAUUUCUGAGUUUCUUUCUUUCAUUUCAUCGCUUCGAUUACUUAUGCAAUUUGUUUAUUCAUUGUUGAUUUUCAGACUCAUUCUUCCUUCUACUUUCUACCCUCUUCACUCACUCACUCUCUUACUUCCAUUAUUAUUCAUUACAAUCCAUUCAUUCAUUCAUUAUUCCAUUUCAUUCAUUCAUUCAUCGCAAAUAUGAACCUUUUCACUACUAACAAUCCAUCAUUCCCCGCUGGGCUUAGAGUACUUGCAGUCGAUCAUGACACCUACGAUUUCUACACUAUUCACCACAUUUGCAAUCAAUUACACUAUCAAGUUACAUCAUGUUUUACAAUUUCUCAAGCAAAGCAGCUCUUGUCGACAUCACAUUUCGACAUCAUACUCGUCGAAACUCAUAUUCCACAGCAAGAUACUUAUGCAUUUGUUCAACAAGUGACUUCACAUUUGAAAAUUCCAGUGAUUAUGAUGUCGCUUGAUAACCGAACCUGUUCUGUUAUGGAUUCCAUUUCCAACGGGGCUUGUAGUUACUGGGCCAAACCACUGGAUGAAAAUCUAUUCAAAAAUAUGUGGCAACAUGUCGUGCGGCAACAUCUAGUGCAAAAGGAAAGCGAGGCUAAAGGGCUUAAAAAGCGAGGAAGAGAACAUCUAGUGCAAAAGGAAAGCGAGGCUAAAGGGCUUAAAAAGCGAGGAAGAGAUGAUGAGGUUCAUGUUUCUAAACAACCUCCGGCAAAGAAAGCUCGUUUCUCUUGGACAGAUGAUUUGCACCAAAAAUUUGUGUCGGUCGUGAAUCAUCUUGGGAUUAAAAAUGCAAAGCCUAAAAAAGUUCUGAAGAUCAUGGAUUGUCCUGGCUUGGAAUUACAGCAUGUAGCUAGUCAUUUGCAGAAAUAUAAAAUGUAUUUAGAUGGUGGGAUAAAAAAUUCAAAGAUGAAUCAGAAGAACAAUGAAACACAAGCACAGGAUCAAGAAAUUGAUGAAACCGAAGUAUUUUUUAGCUUGACUGAUUUUUUCCCCGAUCUUAACGAUGAUGAUAUACACAAUAACAACUAUGCUGUUUCAGCUGAGAGCAUUGAUUCCCCUAGCACCUCUCUUCCACAGCUUGGGCAAUAUUCAAUGACACCACCUGAUCAAUGUGACGAUUCCGACAUAUUUUCUAAUUUGACCGAUUUAUUCCCCAAUCUUAACGAUGAGAUACACAAUGGGAUGUGGUGACUAUAAAGAAGGCAACAUUGAAUAUCUCAUUCCACCUUCACGACAUUUGUUUCUAUUUUAGUCAUAGUUAGUAUAUCAAUUAUGCUUUAGGCUUAUGUUUUGUAACAAGGGCACUGUUAUAAAAGGCCCAUUUCUGUGUUUUGUUCAUAUUGAAUCAAUAAAAAUAUAUUUUUUUUAAUGC
Molecule: messenger RNA, 2146 nt
Organism: Trifolium pratense (red clover)
Lineage: Eukaryota; Viridiplantae; Streptophyta; Magnoliopsida; Fabales; Fabaceae
Product: two-component response regulator ARR14-like
Exons: 5
Coding region: 952-1965 (337 amino acids)
Biological process (GO): phosphorelay signal transduction system; cytokinin-activated signaling pathway
Molecular function (GO): DNA binding
Source: RefSeq, a predicted model, not a curated record